Messenger RNA from Beauveria bassiana ARSEF 2860, 1005 nucleotides. RefSeq lists its product as uncharacterized. The transcript has a single exon. Bases 1 to 1005 code for a protein of 334 amino acids. Lineage: Eukaryota; Fungi; Ascomycota; Sordariomycetes; Hypocreales; Cordycipitaceae. The record is from RefSeq and is a predicted model, not a curated record.
AUGAAAUCCUCUUUGCUUUUGACUUUGCUAUCCUUUAUCGGAGCCUCUUUUGCUUCUGACGGCCAGUCCUGCACUCCUCCGCAGCCGCAACGACAAGAUGGCAUCGUGUAUCAAUUCGAAAACGGCACUUGGGUCGAGAACAUUGCCGUCCGGGCAAACGGAAACCUUCUUGUCACCCUCAUUGAUAGGCCGGAACUGUACGAAAUCAACCCAUUCGAGCGACCAACUUCUGCGAAGCUCGUCUACCGCUUCUCGGAAUACGUCUGUCUACUCGGUGUCAUUGAAGUUGCGCCAGAGGUUUUUACCGUUGUUGCAGGCAACUUUACCCGGCAAACAGGGCCGGAGCCAGGGACCUGGGCAAUCUGGAAAGCGGACUUUGGCGGUGGUGCGGAGGAGGAAGCGAAGGUUUCAAAGGUGGCGGAUAUCACCGAAGCAGUCUUCCUCGACGGCAUGGUAACGCUCGAUGCUGAAGCCGGCACAGUCCUUGUCGGCGACGCUGCAGAGGGUGUUAUUUUCCGCCUCAACACGAACACUGGCGAGUACGCCCUGGUGCAGAGAGACGAAUCGUUCAGACCUCCUGUAGAUGCAGCUCUGCCCGUUGGGCUCAACGGUAUACGGAUUUCGGAAAAUUAUCUUUACUACGUCAAUACCUUUAACCCGCUCUACGGCCGUGUGCCCAUCGACAACGUUACCGGAGAAGCCACUGGGCCGUAUGAGCGUAUCAGUACGGGCGUCCCCGCUGACGACUUUGCUCUGGAUGCGAACAAGACGGCGUAUGUUGCAGGUGGCAUAGCCAACGUCGUCACCAAGAUUGAAUUGAACGGCGAGAGCACAGUCAUUGCUGGCAAUCUCAAUUCGUCCUUUGUCGCCGCGGGUACGGCGACUGUGUUUGGUCGAACCAGAAAGGAUGAGCAUGUUCUCUAUGUGACAACAGGUGGGGCGUCAGAAGCACCGGUUAAUGGCACCUUUUCGGAGGGAGGCAAAAUCGUUGCGCUAGCUGUCUAA